AUGAAGUGGUCUGCCGCCAUCACCCUCUCGGCCGCCGCCUUGAGCUCCGCCAAGGCGGUCCGCAACACCUAUCCCAAAGCCCGGGACUUGCAUGAGGUUCCCGAGCAUGUUCAGCCCAACCCUCAUCUGGCCGACCUCCCCCACGGAAUGAGAGGUCACGGCAUCACCCCGGAUUCCAACAACCAUGUCGUCGUCAUCUGGGUCAACCCCGGCGGCCACGCCGAGACAACGACCAUCAACCAGAAGAUCACUGUCACGGAGACAAUCGUUGUUGGUGCCCAUACGCCUCCCCCCGAGGCCCAUGCCCCCGAGCACCCGCCCAUCGAGCAUCCUCCUGUCGAGCAUCCUCCUGUCGAGCACCCGCCCGUCGAGCACCCCCCCGUCCAUCCUCCGCCCGUCGAGCAUCCCGGUGCUGGCACACCCACCCAUCCCGGUGAAGCCACCCAGGUCGCCCCUAGCCCCGGCGCGACUCACAGUGUCACCGUUGGCGGUCCGGCCGGUCUUAUCUACCAUCCUGAGAGCAUCAAUGCCCAGGUCGGUGAUAUGGUCAUCUUCACUUUCUUUGCCGCCAACCACACCGCCACCCAGUCGACUUUCGACAGCCCUUGCGAGCCCCUCGCCGGCGGUAUGGACUCGGGCUUCAUCCCCAACCCGGAAAACUCCAUCGACCCUCCUCCUCAGGUCGCCAUGCAGGUUAUGGUCGAGAACCCUCUCUGGUUCUUCUGUGCUCAGGGACCCCAUUGCGCCAAGGGCAUGGUCUUCUCCAUCAACCCCACCGCUGAGAGGACGCAUGCCAUGUUCCAGUCCAUUGCCAUUUCCGGCGGCAACGGCGAUGCCGCCCCCAUCACUGGCGGCGAACCUGCCCCGGCCCCGGAGCAGCCCCCUACCGAGUCUGCCCCGCCGCCCCCUAUCGAUUCCCUCCCUCCCGUUCAGAGCGGCCUGCCUCCUAUCGAGGGCGGCAACAACGUCCUUCCUCCCGGCGGUGGCAUUCAGGACGGCAUCGGCCAGAUCGAUGGCAACGGCGCCUGCGUCUGCAGCGUCCAGUGCGACAUGGGCGCGUUCCCCAACCUCGAGCAGCAGGGCAUUGGUGCCGUUGGCGGCAUCGGUGGGUCCAUGCCCAUGGGCCAGCCCGUCCGCAAGAGGUGGUAA
Molecule: messenger RNA, 1149 nt
Organism: Sodiomyces alkalinus F11
Lineage: Eukaryota; Fungi; Ascomycota; Sordariomycetes; Glomerellales; Plectosphaerellaceae
Exons: 3
Coding region: 1-1149 (382 amino acids)
Source: RefSeq, a predicted model, not a curated record